Molecule: messenger RNA, 1338 nt
Organism: Rotaria socialis
Lineage: Eukaryota; Metazoa; Rotifera; Eurotatoria; Philodinida; Philodinidae
Source: the annotation of a GenBank genome assembly
AUGAUUCACUUUUUGGAACAAGCAUAUGAAGUUGCAUAUAAAGAAAAAACAACUGCAUUCAUAGAAGAAAUCGAUCGGCUAACUGAUAAGAAGAAAUUAGAACAAUGUAUUAUUGAUCUUCGUUCAUAUGGUUAUUGCUCUGAAGAACGGUGGGACAACCGACAAGUGCCACAACUAAGCGUUGUCACGGUCAUUCUCGACAAUCAAUCUUGUAAUGCAUAUAUUAACGAGCGUGUGCCUGUGGUUCAGAUAUUUUGCGCGCUCGUGCAGCGUGGUCUAUUUGAUAGAGAUGCUGCUCAGAGUGCAUAUUUAAAGGAUGCUGAUGGUGUGGCAACAUUCGAAAUUGAGGAAAAGAUUCCAAUUCAACAACAUGAUGGUCGAUAUAUCGUUCAUCGGCGAGACAAAUCCUUCAGCAAAAUGAAAAUUUUUAUUCGCCGUUUCACUGGUAAAACUUUAACGUUGGAUGCUCUAGCACAAGAUAAAAUAGAACGAUUGAAGUGCCGAAUCUAUAUUAUGGAAGGUAUACCCGUUGGCCAGCAACGUCUAAUCUUUGCUGGUAAACAACUCGAAGAUGAACGAACAUUAGCUGAUUACGGGAUUUUACACGAAGGUACUUUUCAUCUUGUGCUACCUUUGAGGGGCGGAAAACCAAUCAUUCGUCUUCGUUCAUUAAAUAAUCAGAUCGUAUCAAAUGUUAGUGUUCAUCUUCAUCUAGCAAGUAAUAUUUGGAAUUUAUCAAGUAUAUAUCCAAUACCAUCAAAUACUGAUCGAAUGUCAUUUAUCGAAUGGAAUAAUAUUGAAGUUCAUCCGGAUGGACAAUUGCAUUUUAACAAUGACAUGAAAAUCCAACAAAAUGAUAUGUUUCCAAAUAUUUCAUUUGAACAAGAUCAUAAAAUGCUCUUUUGGGAAGCAUCGACGAAUAACAGUAUUACCUCAAAAUUCAAUUUAGAUAAAAGUCUUUGUGUAUCUCGACAUGAUUUUUCUCGUAUUCUCAAUUAUAUGUUGAAAGAAAUGACAUUUUCAUUAGAAGAUCGUGAUGAUAUGAUUACUUAUAUUCUACCACAAUUAGAUGAAGAAGAUCCAAAUCACGAAUAUAAGAACGUUAUAUUUCGAUUUCUUACACCUGAUGAAUAUUCAUCAGUAGCCGAACUUAAUGUUCGUCCAACACCCGAACGAAUGAUUCGUGCAUUUGUUGUAUUUAGUCUAAGUGAUGAUAAGAUAAAUAUCUCAACUAUGGAAGAUAUAAAUGGAAUGUUGAUGAAUUGGAAAUUUUCUGAAGACGAAAAUGAUAGCGGCUUGUUAGUACAUGAAUGGGGUUCGAUGUUUGUACCUUAUUGA